CAAUACUUCCGGGUUGGCGUUGCAGUGGCGCUUCCGACUGUGGGAGCCUCGGCUUCCCAGUCGUCCGAUGAGCCCGAGCAGCACCAGAAAAGUGCCACUGUAAGCCAUGAGAUGUCUGGUCUGAAUUGGAAACCCUUCGUAUAUGGCGGCCUUGCCUCUAUUGUUGCUGAGUUUGGAACUUUCCCUGUGGACCUGACUAAAACGCGACUUCAGGUUCAAGGCCAAAGUAUUGAUGUCCGCUUCAAAGAGAUAAAAUACCGAGGAAUGUUUCAUGCCUUGUUCCGAAUCUAUAAGGAAGAAGGUGUAUUGGCUCUGUAUUCGGGAAUCGCUCCUGCUUUACUGAGACAGGCAUCAUAUGGCACCAUUAAAAUUGGCAUUUACCAGAGCUUGAAGAGAUUAUUUGUAGAACGUUUAGAAGAUGAAACUCUUUUAAUUAAUAUGAUAUGUGGGGUAGUGUCAGGAGUGAUAUCUUCCACUAUAGCCAAUCCCACCGAUGUGCUAAAGAUUCGAAUGCAGGCUCAAGGAAGCUUGUUCCAAGGCAGCAUGAUUGGCAGCUUCAUUGAUAUAUACCAACAAGAAGGUACCAGGGGUCUGUGGAGGGGUGUUGUCCCAACUGCUCAGCGGGCUGCCAUCGUUGUGGGAGUAGAGCUACCAGUCUAUGACAUUACGAAGAAGCACUUAAUAUUGUCAGGGGUGAUGGGAGACACAAUCUUAACUCACUUUGUUUCCAGCUUUACGUGCGGCUUGGCUGGGGCUCUGGCUUCCAAUCCAGUUGAUGUGGUUCGAACUCGCAUGAUGAACCAGAGGGCAAUUGUGGGACAUGUGGACCUCUACAAGGGCACUUUGGAUGGUAUUUUAAAGAUGUGGAAACAUGAGGGCUUUUUUGCACUCUAUAAAGGAUUUUGGCCAAACUGGCUUCGACUUGGACCCUGGAACAUCAUUUUUUUUAUUACGUACGAGCAGCUCAAGAGGCUUCAAAUCUAAGGACUGAAUUAUAUGUGAGUCAAGCCCUGCCAACCUUUCUACUCUUCUUUUCCCUUUUUCUGUGUUCUAAUGUAUUUUGACAAAGUUGUAAGUGCUUACUGAACCAUUGGUCUCCCAAGGCCCUCCUGAUGGAAGAACGAUAGGAUGGUUCAAAAUUGCUCAUGUGUUUGUGUUGCCAUGUGAACUUUUCCCUGAGAGGAAGUAUUAACAUUGAGACUCUGGCCCCAGAUUGGUAUCUUCUGUGAAGAUGGAUACUGAUGGAUGACACUCAAAAUGACCUUCUCUUCAAAUGUGGGUUAAAUGUAGUUUGUUAGCCCCAGACUUGGGCUAGAGCAGAAGGCAUAGGCCAGGGCAGUUACUGCUAUUUAUGUUACAGACCUCGGUUCUCAUUAAAGUAUUU
Messenger RNA from Eubalaena glacialis (North Atlantic right whale), 1384 nucleotides. RefSeq names its product solute carrier family 25 member 14 (gene SLC25A14). The coding region runs from base 112 to 984 and encodes 290 amino acids. Lineage: Eukaryota; Metazoa; Chordata; Mammalia; Artiodactyla; Balaenidae. The record is from RefSeq and is a predicted model, not a curated record. Gene Ontology annotation, cellular component: mitochondrial membrane. Gene Ontology annotation, biological process: mitochondrial transport. The transcript is spliced from 10 exons.